Sorex fumeus (smoky shrew) is the source of this 1991-nucleotide messenger RNA. RefSeq names its product MIS12 kinetochore complex component (gene MIS12). Gene Ontology annotation, cellular component: nucleus; chromosome, centromeric region. NCBI's taxonomy places the organism in Eukaryota, Metazoa, Chordata, Mammalia, Eulipotyphla, Soricidae. The record is from RefSeq and is a predicted model, not a curated record. Gene Ontology annotation, biological process: mitotic sister chromatid segregation; kinetochore assembly; protein localization to kinetochore. The coding region runs from base 468 to 1088 and encodes 206 amino acids. The transcript has 2 exons.
GGUUAGCCUCCCGUUACCGUCCAAUCAAUGGCGCGCGGCCGACCAUCCACCAAUCGCUAGUGUCUUUAGGGAAGCCCAGCUGCCAAUCAUGAGUUGUGUCUUUGCAGCGCUCCAGCCUUUCUGCGCCAUCUACCAACGUCCGGAAGAAGAGCGUAAGUACCGGUUUCUUCCGCCAAUCCCUGCCGGCCACCGCUCGCUUUCCCGUCCGGCCCAACUGCGUCACCCAACUUAGGUCGUGCCCCGAACGUACAGCUAGCCAAUCAGAAACGCGCUGGCAUCCCGCCUUUGCGUUCAUUCGCUGAGGCAGGCAUCCGUCGGAACUUUACGACGCUCGCGAGCCUGCCUACCGUUGCCAGCGAGCGGUCGUUUAAAGGAGGUGGCGCCAAGCUGGUGUUUGGUCGCAUUCAUUCCGGUUUUAGAGACUAGGAUUUUUCACAGUCAAAAUUAAUACAGCAAAGUCAGUCAAGAUGUCUGUUGAUCCAAUGACCUACGAGGCCCAAUUCUUUGGCUUCACACCACAAACUUGCAUGCUUAGGAUCUACAUUGCAUUUCAAGACUACUUGUUUGAAGUAAUGCAGGCUGUUGAACAGGUUAUUCUGAAGAAGUUGGAUGGCAUCCCAGAAUGUGAGAUUAGUCCAGUUCAGAUUCGUAAAUGCACAGAGAAGUUUCUUUGCUUCAUGAAGGGACGUUUUGAUAACCUUUUUGGCAAAAUGGAGCAACUGUUUUUACAGCUGAUCUUGCGAAUUCCUCCAAACAUCUUACUUCCGGAAGAUAAAUCUCAGGAGGCGCUUACUUACAGUGAGGAAGAGUUCCAGCUUCUCCAUAAAGAAAUUGAGCAAUUACAGGAGAAAUAUAAAACUGAAUUAUGCACUAAACAGGCUUUUCUUGCUGAACUAGAAGAACAAAAAAUUGUUCAGGCCAGACUCAAAAAGACAUUGACCAUGUUUGAUGAGCUAGAAAAUGCUGGCAGGAAAAAUGGAACUAGUGAUUUUAGGGAGAGCUUAGUGUUCCUAGUCCAAAACUCUAGAAAACUACAAAAUAUUAGAGAGAAUGUGGGAAAAGAAGCCAAAAAACUGAAAGUAUCUUAAUUUCUGAAUUGUGAAAGGUGACUCAGAAAUUGGGACUCGUAAAUUAUCUACAUCAAUGAUGAUUCCUAGUCUAAGAGUGCAUUUUAAUGGAUUUUCCUUGUGCCUUGUGUUGAUUCAUUUGCCUGAAGUAUCUGUGUACUACUCUUAACUAAUCUUUGAAGCAUCUCUUAAGAGACUAAAGUUGGUAAAGAGCAAUUCCCCAUUCAGUAAUAACUGUUUAGGGACGUGGUUGAAGAAGUCUUUCCCUGGCUGGUCAAAGAUAUUUGUAAAAUUGUAUGUUGGUCAUGAAUCUUUUGUAACCUUGAUCCUUUCACCUUAUCUUUUGGAUGAAACUAAAUGAGAGAAAGAUUAAAUGGGUGACAUGUUAGAGGCUACUCCUGGCUUGGUGCUUGAGAUUGCUUCUGGCAGUACUGAGGACACCCACAUGCAAGGCAUGUACCUCUGGCCCAUUGAGGUAUCUCCUCAGCCCUUUGAUGGCUUCUUAAAAUAUCUGGUUUAAAAUCUCUGGUAUCCUACUUGUAUAUGGAGUAUGAUCUUGGUGGGUCUAUUUGAGCCUCACACCUCUACUAUAUAUGAUAUUUAGUGCUACAAGUGAUUUCUGGCUGCACUGCAAGUACCUUAACUCAAAAGAUGUGUGAGCACUGUGGUCAGAGAAUGUGACCUCUGGCAAGUACAUGUGUAAGUACCACCACAAUUCAUAGUGAACACUGCAUCCAGAGUAUAUGUGCAUCGACUAACGAGUAUGAUCCUCGGCCAGCAUGUAUGCAAGCACCGAAAACAAAGGAGUUCAUACCUUGAUGAACACUGGUUUAAUGCACAGGCACCGCAACCAGAUGCGAGACCCUGACAAGCACCAUGGCUAAAAAUGUAUGAGCUCCAUAACCAGGCACAUGUGAGAGAGCU